UGCUCUGAGUGCUGAGUUUAAAAGAGCUUGCUCAGCCUCAUGUACGCUCAGUGGGCUUCCAGGCACAUGAGGCACAGUGGCUGAGUAACAACAAAGGAAAAGGGGGGAAAAAACCCACAAGGGAUCUUAGUGGCUGUGGAACAUCUGAUUUACUUCAAAAUAAUCUGAUUACAUGCAGAGACAGACUAACAUACACCAGCAUUAAACAUCAGAAUGUAUGUGCCCGGGGCCGUGUUGGCCCUCUGCCUGCCCUGCUUUUUGAGUGGGAACGUGUUUGGUUAUGAAUAUGGAGAGGAUUACUCUGAUUCCUACUAUAAUGAAAUCUCCAAUGGUGACCGCCUGAAAAGAGCUACGCAGAUUCCCUGUCCGCCGCAAGACUUCUCACGCUGGGACAAACUGUUCAUCAUGCUGGAGGACUCUCAGAUGAAGCAAGACAUGUUCUUGCAGCAGUGUGAGGACAUGGUUAAGGCGGAGAUGGACACCAUACGGAAGGAGCUCCAUAAGCUUAACAACAACAAAGCGUGCGUCCAGCUCAGAGAGGCUGCAGAUACGUAUCAAGCCCAAAACAAUGAGACGUUGCAGCAGCUCAUUCAGUUCAGCAGGAACCAGGCCUCCCGUCUCACCAAACUGGAGAGCAACUCACUGCUAGGAGCAAGUCUGGGGCAAGUGGCCAUGAAGUCAUUCUCUGCUUAUCCAAAGGAACAAGAAGCAAGCAAUGCAGAUGGCGGGAAGCUGGAGAGAGCGCUAAUGGCCACCGCUGCAGAUCUCCAAAGGGUACAUGUCCAGCUGGCCCUUUUCCAAAGAGCAACGGCACACCGUUAUCUGCCCUCAGGCUGUGAAAUGGCUUUAUUAUUCCCAAUGCGCUCCAAGCAUAUCUUUGCAGAGGUAUCACCCUCCAUGUCCAUGUCCCUACGAUCAUUCACCAUCUGUCUGUGGGCCAAAGUGACUCAGUCUCUAAAUAAAACAGUGCUUUUCUCUUACGGACCCAAAAAAAACCCUCAAGAGCUCCAGCUUCUCUUGGCAAGGCGCUCGGUGCUCCUCACGGUGGGCGGUGAGACCCAUCUAGUGGAAGCCCACAGCGUAGUAACAGAUGGCCAGUGGGGACACUUCUGUGCAGCUUGGAGCUCGGAGCAGGGGCUUGCCACUUUAUGGGCAAAUGGAGAGAACGUUGCCAGAGUGCCUGGAGUAGCCGAGGGACACGUAUUGUCCGGUGACGGCUUCAUUCUGCUCGGGCAAGAGCGCAGCCGCUCGGGUGUCUACAGAGAUCUGGAUUCAUCAGUUGCCUUCACUGGAAAAAUGACAGGGGUUAACAUGUGGGACCACGUGCUGGAAGCAGAAAGGAUUAAAGAGUACGCCAAUCACGAUGGAUCCUGUGAUUGCCGUGGGAAUGUGAUUGGAUGGGGUGUUUCAGAGAUCAUUCCACAUGGUGGCGCUCAAUAUAUCAACUGAGACUGCACCAAUAAUAUCUAUCGCUAUAGAAUGUUUUAUAUUAUAUUGAAUAUUAUCACUGAUUUUGUAAUUACCUUCUUUCUCAUUCCAAAUAGAAAGCACUACUUAAUAAAGGGAUAAUUGAUCCAAAAUAAAUUUCUGUUAUUGUUUACUCUGUCAUUGAUACACAGGGCAACUUUUUGAGCAAUGUUGCGGGACAAUUUUGCCGAGCGAUGUUGCUUGGGCACUUUCCCAUUGAGAAUAGGCAACAAAUUUGGAUACUUUAAGAUUGAAAUGUGUUGCCCAUUCUCAAUGGGAAAGCGCCCAAGCAACAUCGCUCAGCAAAACUGCCCGGCAACAUUAUGACUUUGUGACUUCUGUGGAGCACAAAAAAAAAAGAUACUUUGUGUUUUUGUCUAUACAUUGAAAGUCAAUUGGGUGCAAUGGACUUUCACUGUAUAGCAAAAACAGCUGAAAUAAUCUUCAAAACAUAUUAUUUACUACAGAGCCCCUAAGGUACGGAGCCCCUAAAGGGACAUGGUGGUGGAAAAAAAUAUGAGAUAAGAGGAAAAAUAAUAAGUCAACCCAAAGUUUCUCAGGAGAACACAAAACAUUUGCACGAGAACGCAAAAGCAUUGCCAAAUAAUUUUUCCUCCCAUCUCAUAUUUUUCUUCUUCACCAUGUCCCUUUAGGGGCUCCGUAAUACGGAGGGUGAGUAAAUGAAGACUGAAUUUUUAUUUUUGGAUGACCUCUCCUUAAAACACUGUACAAAAAACCAAUAAGAAUAGUUUAAUAUUGUGUCUUCUUUUUUUAUUUUAGCACAUUAAGGAGUAAAUCAUCAACAUGUAAAUAAAUUCAUAAAAUGAGUAAAAAGCUAAUAAAUUCUAGCGGUGUAGCUCGCUGAGUGUAAUUAAUGGACUACAAAUAGCAGAACUGCUUCUCUGUUGUACUAAAUUUACAUUUUAAUGACUUAAGGUGGGGCAAGUCUGGAUUUAUUUACAGCACCGUGCUGGACAUGACUGUUUACACUGUUCACCAGUAACUCGAAACAGAUUUUCCCGCUCUUGUAGUCUAAUUUACAAUGUUUGUGUGGCUCAUUGCUGCAUAGGUGUUGCUCUAAUAUGACUAUUGCCAGUCUGACCACAAAUAAUAUAAAAUGAACCCAAACAAGGCGUGUGCUUAAACCAUAGAGACAGUAACUCUGAAAUGACACCCACAUGUGUAUGUGUAAUGAUGAUUACAAAGAGCAAUAUUUUCCAGUGGUGUGUGAAACAAAGGGUCAGAAUAGCCCUUUAUGUUGGAUGACACACCUAACUUUGUUUCACGAAGGCCUAACACAUCAAUAGAAAUGACUGUUUAUAUAUAUAAAAAAGUUGAUGCAAUGUAUUCACCUGCUGUUUCUGCAUUAUAAUUCAGUUUAAAUGUGUUGCUAUUGAUCCUAAAGGUUUUGUAACAUGACAAUUGUAGUUUUAAAAGAAAGAAUUUUUUGAGUUUAACGUACUGUAUCUCAAACAAUGUUCAUAAAAGACGUACAUUUA
Messenger RNA from Ctenopharyngodon idella (grass carp), 2966 nucleotides. RefSeq names its product pentraxin 3, long b (gene ptx3b). Gene Ontology annotation, biological process: innate immune response. Gene Ontology annotation, molecular function: complement component C1q complex binding. The record is from RefSeq and is a predicted model, not a curated record. Lineage: Eukaryota; Metazoa; Chordata; Actinopteri; Cypriniformes; Xenocyprididae.